AUGUCCCCGUAUCAUCAUGGUGAUUAUAAGAGACUGUUUCCUACAGGUGUGUUAGACAUGGACCCCUUGUUUCCCACCUUGUGCAUUUUAGACACAAGUGUGCCACAAAAUAGGCAACAAUGCCUUCUUAAGGCUUCAAAGGAGGCCAAGGCACUGGCAUCCCGAAACACAUGCUAUAAUAGAAAGACAGGCCAGGAUAAAAAGACAGCUUGUGAGGAAGCCAAAAAGAGAUGUCAGCCCAUUACCUUGACUCCAUCAGAGGUGCAGUACCUUGGCCAGCUCCAGAUUACAUUUGGAAAAUACAACGGCCAAAGUUUUAAAUGGCUGGUGGAGAACGACGUUGGCUACAUUAAGUAUCUGCUUGAUAUGCACAUAAAAGAACGUCGCCAUCAUGAAAGAAAAGCGAGCCCUGACGAGUGGGUGAAGGAUCUCCUGCUGAGGUACGUGCAGCUGUUUCCACAGGUCUCCUGCCACCUAGAGAUCAAUGUGGACAGGGCUAUUUAUGGGCAGGGCCGCUUCAGGUCAUUCACAUUCCAGGAGAUGUGGCAGUGGUACAGCCUGCACAAGUCUCUUCAGGAUGACCCACAAGCCGGGACCGACCAUGAAAGGAAAAUGGCAAAGGAGGCGCACUGCUCUGUGCAGCACUGGCUGGUGAUGAAGGUGGAGGACAUCACCACCAAGUCACUGAAGCGCUUCAGGCAGUACAUUCUCGACAAAGAGAAACCUCCACAGGACAGGGACCCUCCCGCAGCAGCUGCCAGCUCAUCAGGGUCCAAAGGUGAUGGUGGCUGGGCGGAUGACGCUCUGCUGGUGGAAGCUCUCACCUCCUUUGAAAGACAAGCAGCCGGGGAAGCUGUGGGUAGAAAAAAGUCGCCAGAAAAAGGCUCCCAUCCGGAUCUUCCACAAAAGCCAUCCACGGGCUACAUUUCACCGUAUGCUGUAAGUCCCUAGUUUGUACAUCACAAUAACCUGUUACCUCCCUGAUUCCAGGUGGGUCACCAUAAAUGGGUAGGGGCAUGCAAAAGUAUGCUUAGGUA
Messenger RNA from Carassius auratus (goldfish), 1037 nucleotides. RefSeq lists its product as uncharacterized. NCBI's taxonomy places the organism in Eukaryota, Metazoa, Chordata, Actinopteri, Cypriniformes, Cyprinidae. The coding region runs from base 1 to 951 and encodes 316 amino acids. The record is from RefSeq and is a predicted model, not a curated record. The transcript is spliced from 5 exons.